AAGGAGAUCGGUGAAGUCUCUCCAAAGGUGCGAUUUUUGAUGGCGAUUAGCACCAGUGCAGCAGCAAUGGCGACGCUGAGACUCUCCAAUCCCAUGCUUGCUUCUUCUCCUCCUGUGUUCUCCGUCAUCUCCAAGUCCAUCAGCUUGAGAACUCCUGCUUGGAAGAACUCCAAUCAUCAAGGGAACUUAGGUUUAUCUGUUUCAUCUAGUGGUGGCUUUGGAUCUCUGAGAGGUGGAACUGGUGUUUUGGAGCGUCCCACCUUCGAUCAGUCCCAGUUUGAUCCUAUCCCUCAAGUAGAAGAAGGGGGAGAUUUUGGGAAGUCAAUUGUUAAAAGAGGUAUAGGAAGUGGAGACAGUUACAGAGUUUUGCUGAUUGAUGAUGAACAUCACACUGAGAGUUUAGUGGAAAAGGCAUUGCCAAAGGUUGUUCCAUCUCUAACAGUUAUUGAAGCGAGGAAGCUAUUUCAUGAAUCUCGUGAGAAUGGCCUUGCGAUUGUCAUCAUUACUGUGAAGGAACAUGCUGAGUUUUAUGUGCAAAUGAUGCUUCAGUGUGGUCUUCGGUCAGCCAUGGAACCAGAUUUAUCGGCCUGAAUCAAUUUUUCUAAGUAAUCUUUUUUUCCACGGAAGAGUUCAAAUUGUAUGAGAGUUAGUUUUUCCUGUGUGUGAGGAAGCCUCAUGUCAAAUUUUGUAGAGAUUAAGAGGUAAGCUUGACAAAAAUUACACUUAUGUUUGUAAGCUCAGGGCUUGAGAUAAAUUUAAUAUUUUGGAUAUAUAAGCUCAAUUAUCACUAUUUGUUUGAGUCUAUUCUGUUCUAUGUUGUAGUCUGUUGAGGUGUUGUAUGGUUUUAUUUCCUUAUGUAGCAUUAUGCAAAAUUAGUUGCUGUCAUGAACUUU
Molecule: messenger RNA, 893 nt
Organism: Dioscorea cayenensis subsp. rotundata (Guinea yam)
Lineage: Eukaryota; Viridiplantae; Streptophyta; Magnoliopsida; Dioscoreales; Dioscoreaceae
Product: ATP-dependent Clp protease adapter protein CLPS2, chloroplastic-like
Exons: 4
Coding region: 40-591 (183 amino acids)
Biological process (GO): proteolysis; protein catabolic process
Source: RefSeq, a predicted model, not a curated record